Fomitopsis serialis is the source of this 1483-nucleotide messenger RNA. RefSeq lists its product as uncharacterized. The coding region runs from base 92 to 1279 and encodes 395 amino acids. Lineage: Eukaryota; Fungi; Basidiomycota; Agaricomycetes; Polyporales; Fomitopsidaceae. The record is from RefSeq and is a predicted model, not a curated record. The transcript has 2 exons.
CGUUUCGCCGCGAAUAUCACCCGACAAACGUCUCGUCCAUCCCAUUUCCCUGCGAAACGAGUUGUGCGACAAUCGAUCCCCCUCUUGUAUCAUGCCAUUUCAAUCAUCGACAUCCUCUUUUGCCUCGGCUCUACACGGUCUGAGGUCAGCGCACGCCAUGAAACAGGCCCUGCAAGAUCCACUGAAUUUCGACUUAACGUCGCCCGAUGUCGCCGGUGUACCCUCCCCUCUUCGCACGAAUCCUGCCCGGGAAGACGACGAUGACGAUCGCGAGCGCGUGAAUGAUAUCCGCCCGCGCUGCGACUCCGGACAGUCCAUCCCUACGAUCUGGAGAAACGAGCCAGGCACUGUCACCGCCAGCGGAGGACGCAAGCGGAUGUGCACGGAACCUAGCCCCGUUUUCGUGAAACGCAAGACGGCCCUUAAGAGGUCCUAUGCCGUGAGGGAUCUACGGUUCGAUGGGUAUGGCCACGACGAGGGUCAUUCGCAUGGAUUGGGCGAGUUUAACGGCAUAGAGGGUAGCACUCUAGUAAUUCCUACCCGUAAGGAUGAUGGCCCGGCUGCUUGGGUGGCCCCGGAUCGACCGAUGGCUACGCUGCCGAUGAGGGCUCGAGGGACGAGGUUUAAGGAGAUCAUCGACCUCAUUGCAGAUCAAGAGGCCGCCAAAAACCAAAACUUGAUCGCCCGCUCGGCCUUUGGGGCUUUGGGGCUCUCCGCACGGUUCGAGGUGUCGAUCAAGAUGAAGGCCAAAGACAUCGUGAUGUGGGAUGUGGACUUGAACCAGACGUACGCUCUUGAAGGCAUGCUCUACGUCAAGGACGCGAAGGCUCAAACUACCCGCUUUCCUCUGUCGCCCGUCGACUCCAUAUCCAUCGACUGGCGCACCGUCGAUUCGUGCCAACGCGUCCCCAGCAUGGCGGACGACGCCAUCUACGCGGCGUCCUUCCGUGGGGGCGUGGUACCCUCGCUGACGCGCGAUGAAGUCCUCCGGGACAUGGACCCCGCGAAUGGCAUCUGCAAGGACGUCCGUUGGGAGCGAAUCCCGCCGAGUAUCGCCGGCACUGGUCGCGGUGGCGACUGGGCGCUGCGAUUCUGGGUGCCGGUGCCUCUGUGGAUUCUCAAGGGGCGGGACGUGGCGCGCUCGCUCAUCAGUGCGAGCGUCGUCUUCCGCGAUGGAGACAACGACACGUUCACCGCCGAUGCGGGCACUGUGGAUGUGACGAUCGAGCAUCGCGUGCCAGUGUGCGCGCAGGAUAGGAAGGUCUUUGGGAGGUCGUGACGCUCCCGCGACGACCGGAAAUGGAAUCAUCGGUGUUUGAGGUUCGCAGUGCCGCAAGAGCAAUCAAUCGUCUAUGUUGUCCCGUCUGUUAUCGUUUAUGCUACCUCCUUGCAUCGCUGUGUACAUUGCUCUCAUCUCCUGUCUGCUCUAUGUAGUGCCUAGUCUAAUCAUCGCCCUUCCCAUAAAAAUCUGUAUAUACCUGAC